Phalaenopsis equestris is the source of this 888-nucleotide messenger RNA. RefSeq names its product zinc finger BED domain-containing protein RICESLEEPER 3-like. The transcript has a single exon. Gene Ontology annotation, molecular function: protein dimerization activity; DNA binding. NCBI's taxonomy places the organism in Eukaryota, Viridiplantae, Streptophyta, Magnoliopsida, Asparagales, Orchidaceae. The record is from RefSeq and is a predicted model, not a curated record. The coding region runs from base 1 to 888 and encodes 295 amino acids.
AUGUUGGAGUCUGCAUUUAUUUAUCACAAUGUUUUUAAUCACUACGCAAUUCGAGAUGGUAACUACAAAUGGUUGCCUAAUGAUUCAGAAUGGGUUAAAUAUGAUAAAAUCAGAAAAUUUCUUUCAGUUUUCAAUAAUGUUACGAAGAUGCUAUCUGGCACUUUAUAUCCUACUUCAAAUAUAUUUUUACCUGUAGUUCUGCAUGUUAAGAAAAUUUUGAUGGAAGAGUCAUUCUCAGAAGAUGAAUACAUGAAGAAUAUGACUACAAGCAUGCAAAUCAAAUUCAAUAAAUAUUGGGGGGAAUGUAAUCUUCUUAUGUCUAUUGCAGCAAUUUUGGAUCCUAGACUAAAACUAAAAUUUAUUAGUUACACAUUCCCGAAGAUAUACGCACAUGACGAGGUUGAGCAAAAUCUAAAAACAGCUCAAGAUGCCUUGUGGGAAAUAUAUGCAGAUUAUGUUGUUGAGUGCAAUGUUUCUAAUGAGAGAUUUUCAUCUGCAAUUGAUUCUGCCAGUUCCUCAAGUCAUUUUGACGCAAUGUUUGGGUUUCAAGAUUUUGUUGUAGCUUCCGGUUCUGUAGAACCAUCGAAACCCGAUUUACAAGUAUACCUUGAAGAGGGAUUAUUCGUGGGUUCUAAUGAAAAUUUUGAUGUGCUCGAUUGGUGGAAGAUGAAUACAUUGAAGUACCCCCAACUUUCAAUUAUGGCUCGUGAUAUUCUAUCAAUACCUAUAACAACGGUUGCCUCAGAAUCAGCUUUUAGUGCAGGUGGUAGGGUCUUGGAUGAUUACAGAAGUAGUUUAUCUACUAAAACUGUUAAUGCAUUGAUUUGUGCUUCCAGUUGGAUUCGCUCUACUCAACAAAAUGCAAAGACAGUAACGGUAAUCAAAUGA